GGUCGCCGGUCCUCGCCCAGCGUGACGGGCACCGAAGGCACCGGCAGGACGGGGCAAAGGUCGCUCGAGUCCUGCUCCAUGCUCAGGUGCUUCUCGAGACCGUCGAGUGACGCGUCCUCUUCCAAAGGCUCGGCGCCCUCGGCGGCACGUACUUUACGUUUUGCUCACCAGAUCGCAGCACCCCUCUGCAAGCCGCGCGCGCACGUGUGUUUUGCUUUGCUACCGGUGCCCGAAGUUGUUUUUUUGAUCUCUCAUGCCCUGCGAAUUUUUGCUAAUUCGCAUUCUUCUCGGCACCAAAUCUACAUAAUUGCAUAAUCCCAAGAAACUGCAGUUAUAGCACUUUAACUUAUUUCCAAAGAAUAAGCGAUUCCGAGAAUGUCCGGUCAAAGCAAACCACUUUCAUGUGGCCUCGAUUACUCGGCUGUGCCUGACAUCGAACUGUGCCUGAGAAUGUCUUCCCAGGCAGGAUAUGAUUUCAUGUGUGCUCCAAUUUUCCACCCGCGAAUGAGGCGGGAAAUGAAAGAACCGAACGUUCACAAAAGCCGGCCUACGAAUUUGACUCGACCCGACUUUGUUCUCACUUCAAAUGAUUGGAAUCGCCUAAUUGUGGGGAAAUUCUCUCCGUGGAUUGAUGUUGACAGUGAAGACCCAGUAAUUAAAGAACAUUCGGAGCUGGUUCUCCAACAAGAGAUGGACUAUUUUUCGCACUUGGGGCUGCCAAUUAUGAUGUUCCGCCUGAAGGGCACCAAUCACGUCAAUUUGGCCCGACACAUGUACAAUAGAUUCAUAAAUUCUCACUUCAACUGCACCUCUUGGGUGGUCGUGCCUUUGGAAUCUCCCACCACGUCUGCAAUUUCUUACUACAGAUCCGACGUGUCGGCAGAAACACCCACCGAGGACACCUGGGAAUGGUGGAAUGUUUUUCGGUCGGUGGCUAACUACAACAAACACCUAAUAGUAGCUCUGGAGCUCUCGGCAGACAUUCCCUCGGCGGCUAAAGUUGAACGUUGGCUGGGCGAGCCAGUCAAAUGUGUCAUCAUUCCAACCAGCAUUUUCCUCACCAACAAAAAGGGCUACCCUGUUCUGUCAAAAGCUCACCAAGAACUGGUGAAAUCGUUUGCAAAGUUGAACGUCCAGAUGAUCAUUCAGGGAAACAAACGUCAUGAGGACAUGAACUUCUAUGUCGUUUACUUGGGCCACUUGUACAAAAGCUUUUCAGUUGACGACCCAUUGCAAUGCAAUGGUCAGGGCUACGAAGAUUUCCUGCAAUGUCCGUUGCAACCCCUCAUGGACAAUUUGGAGUCCCAAACUUAUGAAGUAUUUGAGAAGGACCCUGUGAAAUAUAACCUUUAUCAAAAGGCAAUUUACCAUGCCAUGCUAGACAUGGUGCCUGUUGAGCUCAAGGAUCAAAAAACCUUGACUGUGAUGGUAGUUGGAGCUGGGAGAGGCCCUCUGGUCAGAGCAACUUUGAACGCUGCAAAGUUAUCAGAUCGCAGAGUUCACAUUUAUGCAGUUGAGAAAAACCCCAAUGCAGUUGUGACACUUCUUGCGCAGAAGGAAGCAAUGUGGGGUGACAAAGUAACAGUCAUUUCAAGUGACAUGCGGCAGUGGAAUCCUGAAGAGAAGGCCGACAUAAUUGUGUCAGAACUUCUUGGUUCGUUUGGUGACAACGAACUUUCUCCCGAGUGCUUAGAUGGUGUCCAGCAUCUUUUAAAAGAAUCUGGGAUCUCCAUUCCCCAAAGCUACACUUCAUACAUAACACCCAUGCAGUCGUCAAAACUGCACAACGAUGCCAGUGAAUACCCUGACAAGACCAAGCACCCUCUCGCUCACUUUGAAACUCCAUAUGUUGUAAAUUUGCAAAACAUAUACAACCUGGCGCCCAUACAGCCACUUUUUACAUUUGAUCACCCCAACAAAGACAAGGUCAUUGACAACAGAAGGUGGAAGAAGCUACAUUUUGAGAUCACGAAAAACUGCGUUGUCCAUGGGUUUGCUGGAUUCUUCAGUUGUGUUUUGUAUAAAGAUGUGAUCAUGAGCAUAGCACCCCACAAUCAUUCCCCUGGAAUGUUCAGCUGGUUCCCCAUUUAUUUCCCAAUCAAGGAACCUGUCCACAUCCGCAAUGGAGACAAACUUGAAGUCCACUUUUGGCGAAUGUGCAAUGACAAGAAAGUCUGGUACGAGUGGUGCAUUGCUGGCCCAGUUCCUGUACCCAUACACAACCCUGGUGGCAGGUCAUACUUCAUAGGACUUUAAUUUCAGAGGACGGAAACAACAUGAUCUUAACAAAUGAACUUAACUUUUAGCUAGCUUAAACUAUACUAGAUAAUAAUUAAAUUGAUUCAAUUUACCAAAUUUCAUUUCUAUUUAAAAUUAU
This is a messenger RNA of Neocloeon triangulifer, 2377 nucleotides long. It is a transcript of the gene csul, whose product is annotated as protein arginine N-methyltransferase 5. Lineage: Eukaryota; Metazoa; Arthropoda; Insecta; Ephemeroptera; Baetidae. The record is from RefSeq and is a predicted model, not a curated record. The coding region runs from base 376 to 2256 and encodes 626 amino acids. The transcript has 11 exons. Gene Ontology annotation, biological process: regulation of DNA-templated transcription; peptidyl-arginine N-methylation. Gene Ontology annotation, cellular component: nucleus; cytosol.